AUGCAAAAAGCAUGCUUUUUUUCCUGUUAUGAUUUGGGUGAAUUCAACAUAGCAACAUCAUCUUUACACGCUCUCAGUAAUAAUAUAAAUUCAUCGAGAUCUGAAAAACAGAGUCCUCAUUCAUCACCAAGAUUAGCACGACGAAAUAUUGUUUUGAAUUCAAUCGCCAAUAGUUCAUCAUCAUCAUCAUCAAACUCAUCAGCAUCUUCAAUAGCAACAGGUGUUAACUCAUCUUCUGCGGCAGUAUUAUUAGGAGAACAACAGCAACAACAGCACUUACAGCAACAACAACCAUCAGCACCAUCCUUACAUAGCGUAAAUAAUGGUAUUUUAUCGAGUAUGGUUGGCUGUUGUUCCUCAUCAAUAAAAACAUCUUCAUUAACGCCAGCGCCUUCGACCCAAAUAUCUUCAUCUUUAGCGUCGGCUUCAUCAUCUUCAUCAUCAUCAUCAUCAUCAACAACAUCAGCAACAACAGGCGCUUUAGCAUCAUCCGGAACAAAUUUAAAUCGAAUGAGCGCUCCUAUAAGCUCAACAUCGCAACAACAAAUAGUUAAUAAAAUUCUAAAUAAAGCAAUAUCCGCUGAAAAUAAUUGUGAUGGCUCUUUGGGAAAUAGUUCUUUAUCAUCUUGUUCUGCUACAUUAGCACAAGUACAAUUACCAUGUGAUAUAUCAUCUACAACAUCAUCAUCAUCAUCUUCAUCUGCUAUAAUAAGUGCACCAUUAGCUCCACCAUUACCACCUCGAAAAUCUUCUCCCGGUAUUGAUAACUCAAUUAAUAUUCGCCAACUAAAGCCAUCAAUUUCGGGUAUUGUUUCACCUACAUCAAAUUUAAUUAAAAUAGAAGUGCCGAAAACAAAUGCUCCACCGAUACCAAAACAUAAUGUAGUUUUAUCCUCAUCUGCUAUAUCUUCGACAUCUUAUCAACAACCAAAUACAGGGGUUUUACAUAAAACAUUACCAAUGCCGAGUAAUGCAAAUACAAAUGCUACUAUUAAUAUUGUUGAUAAUUUAUGUGAUAACAUUAAACAGACAAAUAUUUCAAAUAGUGUUGCCGGAACAAGUGGAAGUGAUAAUAAUGCUCAAGUUUUACCAAUUAACCUUUUAGAUGAUGAUAACGAUAUUGUUGUAGGCCCAGCUGAAACAAUAACCGGAAUAAUUGAUACUCGACCAUUAGAAGCAAGAAAACCAAUUAUAGUUUCAAUUCAAAACAGUAAUGAUAGAGAAUGUAAUUCUAGAUCAACAAAUUCAAAUAACGUUAACACAAUAAAUGGUAAUACAACAUCUUUACCAUCAUCACAAGCAAAUUUCAAUUCCGGUAGAUAUCAAUCAUUUCCAAAUGCUUCAUCAAAUCCAAUUUAUAGUCAAGAAUAUCAACAACACCAACAACAGCAGCAACAUCGUCAUACUCCGGUACCAUAUCAAGGACAACAACAACAGCAGCAACAACAACAACAACAACAAUAUCCUUCAAAAUCGAUAACCAUUUCACAUUUUAGUAGUGCUAGUACAAGUUGCUGUAGCAACAUUAAUUCUAAUUUAUCUUGUGCAAAUUCUUCUUCCAGUACCAAUAAUUUAUCAUUAACAAAAAACUCUUCCAAUAUACAAUAUCAGUCUGCAUCCCAAUUAAAUAAUUCAAAUAAUAGCAGUAAUCAUAUAAUUCAACAACAGCAAUCGCAACAGCAAAAACAUCAGCAACAACAACAGCAUACACAACAUAAUCCAUUGCUAUACGAAAAUGUGACAAUCACUAAUAAAGACUGUAAUGUCCCGUAUGAGAACAUAAAUUUAGAAUAUAUUGCAAGAUUAAUGAAAGAAGGUUACUCAAAAGAAAAUGCAAUUACUGCUUUAGGUAUAUCAAGAAAUAAUAUUGAAAUGGCAUGCGAUAUAUUACAUGAAUUCGUUUCAAAGAGUAGCGCUUAA
Condylostylus longicornis is the source of this 1920-nucleotide messenger RNA. RefSeq lists its product as uncharacterized. Gene Ontology annotation, cellular component: plasma membrane; membrane raft. Gene Ontology annotation, biological process: signal transduction; negative regulation of epidermal growth factor-activated receptor activity. NCBI's taxonomy places the organism in Eukaryota, Metazoa, Arthropoda, Insecta, Diptera, Dolichopodidae. The record is from RefSeq and is a predicted model, not a curated record. Bases 1 to 1920 code for a protein of 639 amino acids. The transcript has 3 exons. Gene Ontology annotation, molecular function: receptor tyrosine kinase binding; ubiquitin protein ligase activity; SH3 domain binding.